AUGGAGAACGUCAACGUCGCCGAGCUGGUCGAACGGCUGGGCAGCGAUGAAGACGCUGCCCGCAAAAUGGCCGUCUUCAAGCUGCAGGGCAACAUUGGCGAUCCCUCCUUUGCCGACGUCUUCAUCGCCGAGGGUGGCUUGACGCGCCUGCGCUACCUGACCCUCCAUGCGACCGGCAACACCCUGGCCUACAGUCUGACCAGCUUUGCGCGCCUACUCGAGGUCGACAAGGGCUGGGAGUUUGUCGAUCAGGAGCUCGUCGAGCGAGUAAGCGCUGCCCCGUGGGGACCGAAGAAGACAACGGAACUGACCUGA
Molecule: messenger RNA, 315 nt
Organism: Penicillium lagena
Lineage: Eukaryota; Fungi; Ascomycota; Eurotiomycetes; Eurotiales; Aspergillaceae
Exons: 1
Coding region: 1-315 (104 amino acids)
Source: RefSeq, a predicted model, not a curated record